Messenger RNA from Pundamilia nyererei, 653 nucleotides. Its product is annotated as RING finger protein 212B. The record is from RefSeq and is a predicted model, not a curated record. Bases 267 to 653 code for a protein of 128 amino acids. Gene Ontology annotation, molecular function: SUMO transferase activity. Gene Ontology annotation, cellular component: synaptonemal complex. Lineage: Eukaryota; Metazoa; Chordata; Actinopteri; Cichliformes; Cichlidae. The transcript is spliced from 8 exons. Gene Ontology annotation, biological process: reciprocal meiotic recombination; protein sumoylation; homologous chromosome pairing at meiosis.
UUCACGUACGUCACCAUUCAUUAGCCAAUCACAACACAGACCGGGUUCCCGAGGCGGGGACUGCUGAGCUAACUGCUCCUGUGUCAAAGCAGUGGCUCCGUGUAGCAGGAAACACACAAAAAUGGUCUGGUUCCACUGUAACCAGUGCUUCAAAAGAAGAGGAUCCACGUUUGCCGCGUCCAGCUGUGGCCACGUUUUCUGUGAAGCAUGCGUUAAAUCAAAUCCGUGCACUGUAUGUGGGGCCAGCUGCAGCUAUCUGGCUAUCAAUGAGGUUGAUGAAGCCGCAGGAAAAAAUGUUUUUCAACGACCCAGUGAAGCUCAUCCAAUCACGGCUAGAGCACAUGUGUCAGAUUGUCAUCUUUCAGCAGAUGCAGAUGGAGAGAGUCAUGGCACAAUUCAAGCACAAGUCUGCUGAAUUGGAAAGACGCCUUAAAGAAGUCACCGAGCAGAGUUACAGGCAACUCUCAGACCUGCAAAGAGAGAAUGCUGACUUAAAAAAGCAGCUUUUAGAGGUGAAGAAAGAAACUAUGGAAUUGAAAAAGCCACUUUCACAAUGGAGGCUCUCUCCAGGACAAUUUCAAACUGAAGGAACUCAGAGGAUGUCCCUCCCUGUGGCUGUCACCUCCCCAGGUAACCCCAGUGAUUUGUGUUGA